Fukomys damarensis (Damara mole-rat) is the source of this 1950-nucleotide messenger RNA. RefSeq names its product gap junction protein gamma 2 (gene Gjc2). Gene Ontology annotation, cellular component: connexin complex. Bases 1573 to 1950 code for a protein of 125 amino acids. Lineage: Eukaryota; Metazoa; Chordata; Mammalia; Rodentia; Bathyergidae. The record is from RefSeq and is a predicted model, not a curated record. The transcript has 4 exons. Gene Ontology annotation, biological process: cell communication.
UUUGUGGGACCCCAAGCCUCACCCAGGGAAGCUGUAGGGGUCGUUGACCUGCUCCAGGGAGAAGACAUGAACGGUGUUCCUACCAAGUUUUGGAGGGCAUCAUGGGCAGGGAUGGGACUUGGCCUCUGGGUGGGUGAGAUGUCCUGGCUGGUCAGCAGGGACCUCCAGUGUGUCCCCAGCAGCUGGGGCCGGAGUGAUUAGUGCAGCCUGCCAGCCCUUUCCCAGGGUGCUGUGGCUGCAAGCCCAUGCUGAGCAGGUGAGUGGGUGGGCAGAGGUGGCCUGUCCAGUGUUACUAGAGUAACUAUGUGGCUAGUGUGCUCCCAAAGCCUAGUGGUAGGGGCAUGGUCAAAGUUUGGGGGGGCCACAGGGAACAGAAGGGGAGCAGGGAUACCACCAGAGUCAGCAAGGCACCCUCCCUAGUGGCCUGGCUUCCUGCCACAGCUUCCCUCUCCUCUAGCCCUGUCCCCCAGAAGCCCUGGAAGGGAGAGCACCCAAGGUGAGGGUCCUGUGCCCCACCUGAGCCGUGUGCAGGGGCCCUGGUGCUGAGUUCCUUGGCCACUUCCCCACGCUUGGGUGCUAGCACUGUGUCCUGCCAGCUGCCCAGGUGUGACAGGGAGGUAUGUGAGGGGCAGGAGAGUGGGACUGGCCUUUACCCUGAUCCUGUAGUUCCCAGGAUCCUACCAGAGGGAUGUGGAGGAUGGUCACGGAGGCCUGGAGGAGGCUGAGAUGAGGGAGGCUGGAAUGGACGUCUGUGUUGGGUGUAGUGUAGUAAGCUUAGCUGGGAAAUGGGUGGGGGAAGUGGCCUUAGGCAUGGCCUGAGGUCCCCAGGCCUGAGGUCGUGUUGGGCAGUCAGAAGGUAUUUGGUAGAGGUGAGUGGUCAAGGGAAGAGGCCUAGAGUCCUGGGAGACAGCUGUGGCCUUACUGAUUUGCUGUCCCCCUGGGGUGGGGGCCAUGCAUCACUGCCAGGGCCAGGCCCCAGCCCCAGCCCCAAGUGGGGUCUGGCCUAAUGUGGCGAGCUGAGCCUUCUGGUCCCCUGCUGGCCCCAGGCGGGUAGACUGGGCUGGGAACUGCUGGGUGGCAGGUGGAGGUCCUUGCUCAAGCCCAGGGUGAGCAGAGCCUUUCAGGGACAAGAGCCCUGUCACCACCCCUGAAGGCCAGGAUGGCUGAUCACCCCACUACCCAGACAGCCUAGCCGUUCAUUCACAGGGCUCCCCAUUCACUGAUCCCUGGGUUAGGACCUGACAUCCAGCCCUUAACCUGUAACCUACGGAGGGAGCGCUCCUGUUCGGCUCUUUGUCUCUGCCAUAUCCCCUGGGAGUGUGUCCUGUCUCCAAUUGUGUUACCAUGCGUGGGUGGGCCUGGGGGUGGAGCUCUGACAUCAGACCUGUCCAGGGAACCCACAGGUCUCCUCAUACCUGCAUACGUUAUCUGGGAGUGCUUACCCCACAGAAUCUGAAAACCCCACAAGCCAGGUCCUCCCUAGAGGAGGUGGGUCUGCUGGAGACAGAAGGAUGGAGUGACUCCUGAGGGCUGGGGAGCACCAGUCUGUGAAGGUCCUGCACGCCCGCGCCCAUGACCAACAUGAGCUGGAGCUUCCUCACGCGGCUGCUGGAGGAGAUCCACAACCACUCCACCUUCGUGGGCAAGGUGUGGCUCACCGUGCUGGUGGUCUUUCGUAUUGUGCUCACGGCCGUAGGCGGUGAGUCUAUCUACUCGGACGAGCAGGCCAAGUUCACCUGCAACACACGGCAGCCGGGCUGCGACAACGUCUGCUAUGACGCCUUUGCGCCGUUGUCGCACGUGCGCUUCUGGGUCUUCCAGAUUGUGGUUAUUUCCACGCCAUCCGUGCUCUACCUGGGCUACGCCGUGCACCGCCUGGCGCGUGCCUCUGAACAGGAGCGCAGGCGUGCGCUGCGCCAGCUAGCUUCAGAGAAGGGAGAUGAGCUUUAG